This is a messenger RNA of Lasiodiplodia theobromae, 822 nucleotides long. RefSeq lists its product as uncharacterized. The record is from RefSeq and is a predicted model, not a curated record. The coding region runs from base 1 to 822 and encodes 273 amino acids. The transcript has a single exon. Lineage: Eukaryota; Fungi; Ascomycota; Dothideomycetes; Botryosphaeriales; Botryosphaeriaceae.
AUGGCUACUCUCCUUUUCGCCCUGCGACUAUGGCUCGCACGAAAAAUCUACGGCGAGCUUGCUCCCGGACUAGUCAAGAUAGGAUCCCGCAGGAUCAUCAAAGGCCCCUGCCAGGAAUCCGAGGCCGAAGCCAUGGAAUUCGUCCGCAACAACACGUCAAUCCCGGUGCCCGCCGUCUUCCACACACACCGCAUCGAAUCCGGCUUCUACAUCGAAAUGGAGCGCGUCAAGGGAAAGAACCUGGAACACGUAUGGAACGACUUGAGCGUGGAGCAGAAACACCAACUGGUAAACAGCCUCGCCGGUUACGUCAAAGAACUACGAGCCUUACCCGCGCCCGCGGCCGACCUCGUUGCGUCCGCAAAGCAACACAACAAACUACGUGACGCACGCGUAGGAUCGGCCCCAUUCGGUCCGUACAGCACACAUUCCGACUUCCACUCCUUGCUCCGCGGCCAUAUCUCCCUCGACAAGGCAUCCGAUACUUUCGGUCCCAACGUUAUUGAAUGCCACGUAAAGAAAUACCAGACUCUCUUCACCCACGCCGAUCUCAGCAUGCGUAAUAUCAUGGUUGACAACGGUCACAUCACCGCGAUCAUUGGCUGGGCCUUCGCUGGCUGGUAUCCCGAGUACUGGGAAUUCACCAAGGCUCAUUACCGCCCAUGUGACAUACCGGAUUGGUACGACCUUUUGGAAAAUGCGCUGGCGAGGUACGAUGAUGAGCUGGAAGCCGAACGUGUCUUGUGGUCAAAGCUCGAUCAGCCAGGAGAUCAGCAUCCCCCCUCGACAGCUCGCUCAAAGGCCGCCAAACCUCAGGAAUAA